AACCUGCGCGGUCGUGGGGAUCAGCCACGUGGGUUUUGUGGCUGUUUGCCAUCAGCUUCAUUCCGCACUGCCACUCCUGUCCCUGUACCUUCGAGAUCCUUGACAGCAUCAUUUCAGCUUCAACUUCACAGGGCAUCAUACUGUAUUGUGCUUCUGCUGUUGAAGUGGGCAUUUGUGCGUCAGAUGGCAUCUCGAAAUACCACUGUGGUCCUCAUGUGUUCCCGUGAUUGAUGCCGCGGCAUCUCGGAACUAGUAGUACGUACUAAACACACCGGUAUUCAUGGCAGAUGACAUGGGCAUUGGAUGGUCUAAGUAUUUUAGGUGAUGAUCUCGUGUGUGAAUUGUUUCUCAGCUCAUCAUGUCCUCCUACUUUAACCAGUCGCGUUUGGUUUGGAAACCCUUGCCUCGAAACUGCACAGAAGCCGAUGCUUUUAGAAGGUUCAUCAACCGCAAGCAUGGCUUCCAACUACAGAACUACCACGAGUUACACCAUUAUUCCACCUUAUGGGAAUUUCUUCAUAUCGUUUCCUCAGUGCCCCCGAAUAAGUUAGAGAUUAUAAGCCCUGGACGCAUACCUGAGGUUCCCAUCUGGUUCCCGGGCGCUCGUCUGAACUAUGCUGAGAAUCUUCUCGUACGGAACGAUGACAGCAUAGCAAUCACCGCCAGUGAUUAUACUUGGAAACAACUCCGGAGCAUGGUUAGAGAGAUGGCGGCUGCCUUGAGGGUGAAUGGCUUGGUUGUUGGUGAUAGAGUAGCAGGUGAAUCGCUAACAGCCCUACUGAAUUCCGCCAUCGCCAUUGUCCUUGCUAUCGCUACUGCGAGUAUAGGCGGCAUUUUUUCGUCUACAGCUACCGACAUGGGCGCUGAGGGAGUAUUGAGUCGAUACCGACAAAUCCAACCCAAGUUCUUCUUUUCGGAAACAGAAGUGUUCUAUGCUGGGAAAGCCGUCAAUCUUAUGUCGAAAGCUUACGCGGUCGUCGAAGACCUACAAGCACACGGCCUACAGCAUGCGAUCUUGCUCCCUAGUGGGAUCACAGGAAGAGAGCUGACUCCGAAGGCCGGAUCGAAGCUGAUGAAACUCUCUGCCUUCCUUGCAACAGGUGAUAACAGAGAACUAGCUUUCGAGCAGCUUCCAUUCAGCCAGCCUCUAUUCAUUUUGUACAGCUCGGGUACUUCGGGACCUCCGAAGUGUAUCGUGCAUUCGGCAGGCGGUACCCUCAUGACUGCCAAAAAAGAUAUUCAUUUGGGGGCUGACCUUCACUUUGGUCAGACACUGUUUCAAUAUACAUCUACGGGAUGGAUAAUGUGGACUCUCAUGCUCACAGCGCUGAGCUGUGGCGCACACGUUAUCUGUUACGACGGAUCUCCCCUGCAUCCUAAUCUCCGAACUUUCCUCAAGUUCAUCAAUGACCAGAACGUUACUCUAUUUGGAACCAGUCCUCGUUUCUUGUCAGAAAUACAAAGCCAGGGAAUAAAGCCUUGUCAAUUAUCGUUCAUUUGUACUUUGACAGUGGAGUUAGCGCCUUUCGAAGCCCUCGCAUCAAUUCUUGUCACUGGUGCCCCGCUCACGCCCUCGUUAUUCGCAUGGACUCAAGAAGUCUUUGGGGACACUGUUCAUCUUUUCUCCACGUCGGGCGGCACUGAUGUUUGCGGUGGAUUCGUGACAGGAUCUCCCUGCCUGCCAUCAUACGCUGGAGAGUUAAAGGUCAAGGCUUUGGGAAUGAAAGUUGAGGUCUUCGAUCCUGAGGGAAAUAACAUCGAGCAUACCUCCGAGCCAGGAGAACUCGUCUGUACGCGACCCCAUCCGACGAUUCCACUGUACUUUUGGGGCGACACUCUCGACGGUAAGAAGCUACGGGAAACAUACUUCAGUACCUACCCAGGUGUCUGGCGGCAAGGCGAUUUCAUGGUCAUCAAUCCGAAAACCAAAGGAGCCAUAAUUCUUGGUCGCAGCGACGGAGUGUUAAAUCCAAGUGGGGUACGUUUUGGUUCGGGCGAGAUCUACAACGUCAUGGGAAGAUUUUCUUCUACCGUGGAGGACUCUUUAUGUAUAGGUCAACGUCGCCCGAAGGACCUGAAUGAGCGCGUUCUCCUCUUCGUAAAAAUGCGACCAGGAAACAGCCUCUCUUCCGCCUUGAUCCAGGAUAUUAGAAGUUCUAUACGUACCUCUCUGAGUCCCCGGCACGUUCCUGCGUACAUAUUCGAAGUGGAAGACAUCCCGUAUACAGUCAAUGGGAAAAAGAUUGAAAUUGCAGUGAAGCAAAUUGUAUCUGGGUCCAGCAUGAAGCCGAGCGGUACUGUCGCAAAUCCAGAUUCUCUUAGACUGUACUACAAGUACGUGAAUCUGGAGGAUCUUGUCAACGCAAUGUCGAAGUUAUAA
Molecule: messenger RNA, 2380 nt
Organism: Desarmillaria tabescens
Lineage: Eukaryota; Fungi; Basidiomycota; Agaricomycetes; Agaricales; Physalacriaceae
Product: acetoacetyl-CoA synthetase
Exons: 17
Coding region: 359-2380 (673 amino acids)
Biological process (GO): lipid metabolic process
Molecular function (GO): acetoacetate-CoA ligase activity
Source: RefSeq, a predicted model, not a curated record